UUCGUUUGUACGCUAUCCUCACGUCGCGAUGGAAUUAUUUUCGUUCUUAUUUUCGUCGCCCAUUGGGUUGUUAUUGAGCACUCUGAUUAUCAUCGGCAUCUUGAAAUUUGUUGCACUGAUACAUCAUGAAUACUUUUACUGGAGAGAUAAAGGUGUUCCUUACCUGCCCGAUUCAUUACGAUCUCUCGUAAUGAGUUGGAAAGCAUUUCUGCGCCGUCUGAGUAUCGUCGACCAAAGUCUUUUUUUGUACAAUUACUUCCCGGCUGCUAAGUAUCUUGGAAUGAUGCAAUUUGCCACACCUGUUGUGUUUCUGCGCGAUCCUGAACUGAUCAAGGAUGUUUUGGUGAAGGACUUCGAAAUUUUCCACGAUCAUCGCAGCUUCGUGGACGAAAGUCUGGACCCGCUAUUCAGUAAGAACAUCUUCUCCUUACGCGGAGAUCGCUGGAGGGAAAUGAGAAACACGUUAAGUCCCUCUUUCACUGCUAGCAAGAUGAAGAGUAUGUUCGAUUUAGUAUCAAAAUGUUCUCGUGAAUUCGUCAAUUACCUGGUCGAUCAUCCGGAACUCUAUAAUGCGAUUGAGACGAAGCAGAUUUUCAGACGGUACACCACUGAUGUAAUCGCCACAACGGCUUUUGGUAUAAGCGUAAAUUCUAUGAAAGAUCAAGAUAACGAGUUCUAUAUGAGGGGAAUAGAGAUGACUAAGGCUUUCUCCGGAUUCCUAAAUAUGUUCAAGUUCAUGUUUAUGCGUGUAUUUCCGCGUUUUGCCAAGUUGCUCGGUAUGACGGGAUUCGGCUCAACGUCUACGGCCGAGUUUUUCAAGAGGAUUGUUGGAGAGACUAUAAAAAUUCGAGAUGAACAAGGUUUUGUCAGGCCGGAUAUGAUUCACUUAUUAAUGCAGGCUCGGGACAAGCAGAACGGUCCCAGCGUCCACAAAAUGACAUUGGAUGACAUUGUUUCGCAAGCUUUCAUCUUUUUCUUUGCCGGUUUUGAAACAUCCUCGACGCUGAUGUGUUUUGUCGCUCACGAGCUGGCAGUUAAUCGAGACAUUCAAGAUCGCUUGCACGAGGAGGUGCAGCAGCAUGUCGCCGAAAAUAACGAGAUCUCUUACGAAUCGCUGUCGAAGAUGACUUAUAUGGACAUGGUGAUUAACGAGACACUCCGAAAAUAUCCACCAAUGACCUUCACUGACAGACUUUGCAUUAAAAAUUACGAGCUGCCUCCGUCGCAGCCAGGUUGCAAGAGCGUAAUCGUCGAAUCUGGUAGCGUAAUGUUGAUAUCCGUUUACGCUUUACAUCGUGAUCCCAAAUACUUUCCGGAUCCGGACAAGUUUGAUCCCGAAAGAUUCAGCGAAGAAAACAAAGACAAUAUUGUUCCGUAUACUUAUUUACCUUUUGGACACGGGCCUAGAAAAUGUAUUGGCAAUCGAUUUGCUCUCAUGGAGACCAAGAUUCUGAUAGCUUAUCUCUUGCAAAAAUUUAUCCUGAAGACAACGGAAAAAACUGUCGAGCCUGUCGUAUACGAUAAGAGGGAAUUCAGUCUGACACCUGAAGGCGGAUUCUGGAUCGGUUUGGAGAAAAGAGAAACGUGAUGAGCUUGUAUACGAAAUACACUUUUGAAGAUGGUUGAGAUCUAAUAUUUAUCUACGACACAUCAUUAUUGUGCCAUUUGAAUAUUCUAUAAAUUUAAUGUUACGUAUUUUAUUGUUCUAUCUUUACUGCGUUAUUAAAUUAUUGUUGGUAAAGAAUGACAAAGUGAAAUAUUAUGAUGACCACUGUGUGUCGUGACCUUGUAGGCUCUCGACUCUACGUGUUCAUAUUGAUGGUUUUUAAUGACUUACUUUAAUGAGUUAUUUUCAUAACUCGUAUUUGUAUUAGCAAAUGGUAAGGACGUUCUAGUACAGAUGUUCAUUCUUUAUAUAAGAAGACAUCUUUUAUCACUGCACAAAAAUAUUUUGUAUUUUAUUAGUUUCAAGACAGUUUUUUUGUUUCUCUUUUCUUAUAUUAAUUCGGAUCAUGUCUUUUAUAAUUUGUAAAAUUAAACAUUUUGUUUGACAUUUUCUGAAAUUAAUAUGACAAUGUAUUUAGUUAAUAGCUGUCGGGAUGCCUUUAAAAACAUUGUAAAAAAUGUAACAUUUUUAGAUGAUAUUUUUUAUAAUUUUUAAGAAUUUCUAAAGUGCAACAAAAUCGAAAAAUUAUUAUUUUUACGAAAUUCUUAUCUACGCAGAUUGACACAGAUUAAUAUUAAAGUUUUGUUGCUAAUUCUACAUUCGGCUUAUUAGAAUAAGCUUUUAUUUUUUAAUCUUUUUCAGAAAGCUGAUUAUAUACCAUGUUUAUCUUUUUGUAGCAAGUUUAGUUACUUAAAAUCUGAACAAAUUUACGAACAAAGAAAUGAUACUAUAAUAAAUACAUUAAUUCAAUAA
Messenger RNA from Formica exsecta, 2419 nucleotides. RefSeq names its product cytochrome P450 9e2-like. The coding region runs from base 29 to 1588 and encodes 519 amino acids. The transcript has 2 exons. The record is from RefSeq and is a predicted model, not a curated record. NCBI's taxonomy places the organism in Eukaryota, Metazoa, Arthropoda, Insecta, Hymenoptera, Formicidae. Gene Ontology annotation, molecular function: iron ion binding; heme binding; oxidoreductase activity, acting on paired donors, with incorporation or reduction of molecular oxygen.